CCUCGCCAUAGUAGUAGACAUGGCGGGUUUCAGCUAAGCUAAAUGACGAAAUAAAAUUUGUUUGCUGUAACGAAAACGUGUUAAUCCUUUAUAACAAGUGUAGUAAUCGAAAGACUUAUUUAGGUAUAUUGUAUUAAGAUAAAAAUGCAGAAUGUCGGACAGUCUGAAAACCGAAAUAUCGAUAAGGUGAAUGUGCAACUUGAUGUGGUAAAAUCGUCCACUCCUCAAAGUUCGGCUUCAAGUCCAGCCAAAUCUGAAACUGAAACGUAUUCAGGUGCACCUGCUAAAUAUAUGACCGACUCUUCGGAAAGCGAGGAUGAUUCCGUAUCUGAGAUUUUGCUGGCUUGUUUGUGCCUAAGCAGGCCAGACCUGUUGGCCGAAAUGGAUGAGGAAGGAGGUGGUACAGAAUCUUCCAAGUUCCUACUAUCACAUGAUGAGCCUGAAGCAACUGUUGACGCGGAAAUGCAGGCCAGGCUCGAAACUCUGUUAGAAGUAGCUGGUAUCAGCAAGUUGUCGGGGGAGGGCAAACACCUGGCGGACCCGGAGGUGUUGCGGCGGCUCACGUCGUCGGUGUCGUGCGCGCUGGACGAGGCGGCCGCGGCCCUCACGCGCAUGCGCAGCGACCAGCCGCCCGCCCCCGCGCCCGCGGCCCCCGCCCCCGCCGCCCUCGCCCCCGCCGCCCUCGCCCCCGCGGCCCCCGCCCCCGCGCAACCCGCGCCCCCCGCCACCAGCGCGCAGCCCCGCCCGCACCAACAGGACAAACCGUACGUACAAGCGGAACAACGUGAUCCGAGUCGGAAUACAUCACAAUACAACCUAAAGCUUUAUUCAUAA
This is a messenger RNA of Leptidea sinapis, 834 nucleotides long. Its product is annotated as ankyrin repeat domain-containing protein 17-like. Gene Ontology annotation, biological process: innate immune response. The coding region runs from base 145 to 834 and encodes 229 amino acids. The record is from RefSeq and is a predicted model, not a curated record. NCBI's taxonomy places the organism in Eukaryota, Metazoa, Arthropoda, Insecta, Lepidoptera, Pieridae. Gene Ontology annotation, cellular component: cytoplasm. The transcript has 4 exons.